AUGGCAGCCACGCCGCCCAAGAGGGAGCCGCUGGCCCCCCUCAGCUGCAACGCGGCCGCAGACACGCCUGCGGCCACCGCCGGCGCGCGGCCACGCGCGCCGGCGGUCUCCGCCGAGAAGGAGAACCUGGGCACGGCCAAUCUCGGCCCCGGCAAGGAGGAGAAGAGGGCGACGACGCCUGCUGCCGCGAAGGCGGCGCCGCUGAAGCCGUCGUCGCUGCAGGCCCGCAUGGAGGGCGAGGAGGCGCCGUCGGCGACCGCGACCGCGACGGCGGCGGGGCUGCCCGUGUUCGUCGGGCCGAGGGGGAGGGAGCUGCUGCCGCCGCCACCACCGCCGGCGUCGUCGUCCUACGAGGCGUGGGACCUCUCCGACAACGAGGCGGCGCCGGCCGCGUCCUGGGCCACGCUGCCCAACAGGGCGCUGCUGUGCCGCCCGCUGCCGAUCGACGUCGGGAGGUGCACCUGCGUCGUCGUCAGGGAGAAGGCCACCGGGGCCAGAGGCGUGGCGCUCUACUCGCUCUACACCAACGAGGGGCAGGGGCGGCAGGACCGGAAGCUGGCGGUGGCCCGGCACCGGAGGAGGAGAGGGAGGUCGGAGUUCAUCGUGGCGCAGAACCAGGACGGCGUCUUCUGCAGCUCCGACAAGAACUUCCUCGGGACUAUGGGUGCCAAUCUUGUUGGAUCCAAGUACCAGAUUUGGGGCCAGGGGGACCGGGUCGAUGAGCUUAAGAGCCAGUCCAAGCGGCUUCUUGGCGUUAUCGCGUUUGCCCCUACUAUUACUACGCUCACGGGGAGUUUCAGAAGCAUGAGGGCAUGGAUCCCCAAGAACCAGUCCAUGCAGCUGAGGACCAACAGUUCUGCUCAGAUUCAGCACGUCAGUGGGCUUCCAAAGGAUUGGCAGGAGAAGAGGAGCAGAGCUGAGCAACUCUGCUCAAGAUCACCUUUCUACAACAAUAUGACGAAGCGCUACGAACUAGAUUUCAGAGAGAGGGUUGGGAGGAUGGGAUACAAGGUGCAGACAUCAGUGAAGAACUUCCAGAUGACUUUGGAGGAGAACGGGAGGCAGACGAUCUUGCAGCUCGGUAGGGUCGGGAAGUCCAAGUACAUAAUGGAUUUCAGAUACCCCUUGACUGGCUACCAAGCAUUCUGCAUUUGCUUGGCGUCGAUGGACUCCAAGCUGUGCUGCACGCUGUGA
This is a messenger RNA of Triticum turgidum subsp. durum (durum wheat), 1194 nucleotides long. NCBI's taxonomy places the organism in Eukaryota, Viridiplantae, Streptophyta, Magnoliopsida, Poales, Poaceae. The record is from the annotation of a GenBank genome assembly.